Drosophila eugracilis is the source of this 2382-nucleotide messenger RNA. RefSeq lists its product as uncharacterized. The record is from RefSeq and is a predicted model, not a curated record. Bases 266 to 2104 code for a protein of 612 amino acids. NCBI's taxonomy places the organism in Eukaryota, Metazoa, Arthropoda, Insecta, Diptera, Drosophilidae. The transcript is spliced from 4 exons.
AGCACUCAGUUCAUCUUCAGUCGUCGUCUGGCUCGCUGGCUCUUGGUUCUUGGUAGGAGUUCCAUUUCCAGUCCCUAUUCAUUGUGCGUGACAAAAAAGAACAAAAGAACUCAGACCUGAAACAAUCGUAAAUUGAAAGCCCAACAGGAUUGGCUUUUAGUGCUAGCGUUUCAAGGAUAUAGUGUCAAGGCGAGGAUUGGUCAGCAAACGACCGGGAAUUUUAGCAAAAAAUAUCGCAAGCUAUUCACCAGAACUAAGCAUUAAAAUGCGUUUCAUUGCUCUAUCAACACUGCUUCUGGCCUCUUUGGCCCUCAGCCAGGCCCAGCAACCCGGUGGACUGGCCGUCGAAAUACAGAAGCAGCGGCUGAUCAAAUUUCCCGAGGAGUUUGAGCCCAAUGGGGCGCCUCCCUCCUCGGAAAAGGCGGACGAGGCCAAGCGCAUCCUCGAGCAGAUAGCCAAGGUCAACGAGGCCUUUGGCUAUGUAAAGAAGCAGCCGGAGCAGCCCAAGCUGCCACCGAUCCUAGACUCCAGUCAAUACCUAUUCCCCAAGCCCGCUCAUCAGCCAUUCCAUGCCCAUCAGCACCACUUUUCGGGGAGUAAUGGUCAGACCUUACUAGAACCCUCAAUUAGGGCGGUAAAACUCACCAGGAAUGUGGCUGGCAGCUAUAAUGUGCCUCCCAGAUUGCGUCAGGCAGUUGAGAGCUCCUCCAAGGAGGAGAAGAAAACCCAGCUGUACUUCAGACCCAACCAGGUGGAGGUACCCAAACCAAGCACCCCACAAGAAGCUCAACUGCUGCCCGCCCACUUUGUGAUUCCCGUCCAUCUGCACAAACUCAAUAAGGACCAGUAUCUGAAGGAACACGCCUCGCAGGAGUAUAAGGUUAAGGGAUACAAAAUCAUAGGCGAUGUGGACAGCUUCUAUGGCAAGGCAAAGGUUGGAAGAAAAAAAGGCAAGACCACGCCCAAGUAUCACUUGUUCUUCCUGCCCCGAGAAUUGGCUCUCAAUGAAGAUGGCACACCAAAGAGGGGUAACUCUACCACCAUAGGAACCACUACCACAAAGUCGCCUGCUCCUCAAAACUUCAAGGAAUAUCGGUUGGAUUCCAGGGAGAAGCCUGUCCAUAAGCCACAGAAGGUUCAGCCCAGUUUGGCGCCUGAAUUGAUUACCUUAAACUCUUUGAAUAGGAAAAAGGUUGGCACUACGGCGAAGCCUGUGCGCUUGAGUGGAAAAGAAGCUGAACAGCAAAUAUCCCAGGGCUCAUCCUCCUUGAACAUCAAGGCCACAUCUGCUCCUGUCUUGCUAAGCUCAACUUUACCGCCAUCUGGUGGCCUUUUACCCAAUCGCAAUCGCUUGAAUCCUUUCCGCAUGCCCGGAAUGAACAUAGCUGAGAUGCAGAACCAAACCUCGGCGGCCAUCAAGAACGCCUUCCAAAACAUCUUCAAGUUGCCCUUCCGACCUCCAAUGGCAGCUACAAAUGGAGAAGUUCCUGUGAUCGUGGGCAAUGUCCCCCAGAAAAAUCACUCAAUAGAUUCGGCUGAUUAUAAGUGGGAUGAUGAGAACGAGGGCGCUGGCGAUGGGAUGUCGGAUGAUGUGGAUACCGUAGAGGACACCGCUGCGGAAUUGGACACUAGUUCAUCCUCGGAGAAACACCUUUUUGCCCACAAAGCCCAUCAUUUGAUGCACACUGUAGGCCAGGUGGCCACCGCGCAACAGAGUACCCAAAAGCAGGCACUUCGCGAGGGAGGAAUCAUCAUUCAGCGGCUUAAGGUGCGCAAGGGCGGUAUUGCCAUCGCAGGUCCUGGGGGCGUGGCCACGGCGGGUAGCGGUGGAACGGCGAUUGUGGGUCCCGGAGGCUAUGCCCUCACCCAUCCACGUAGCUUGACCAUCGCAGGUCCCGGGGCCAAGGUCAUCUCUAUACCGGCGAAUGUGGACCUGAAAGAUGCCCUGGCACGCACCGAUCUGGAGACGAGAAGUUUUCCGCGGGAGGGAAAGAUAGUGGCCACGGGACCAACGGUCUACUAUGCCCCACCCACGGGCACAACGACAAUGGAGGCGGAUCUGGGGGCGGGACUGGAGACGGGCCAGUUUGAGUCUGAGGCUUAACCUAAUAGCUAUUACUUAGCAUCUUUAGUUAGGAUCUAUAUAGUUGGUAUUGUUUAGUAUUCUAAUAAAUCUUUGUAUUUCGUAAAUGUUUGGGCUUUUGCUUUCAUCCUAAAAACUGUAUAUAGUAGAUAUGUAUAUGUACAUAUAUCCUCCCAUUAACCCUCACGUAUCCCGCAUGACAUUAACCCGUCACAGUUUUAACCCCUCGAAUUGUUGCUGUAAAUAUUAUCAGACUAACCGGCGGCUCUCUCCACCAUCUUCCCUAUGCUAUCCAUAAA